Molecule: messenger RNA, 435 nt
Organism: Cylindrotheca closterium
Lineage: Eukaryota; Bacillariophyta; Bacillariophyceae; Bacillariales; Bacillariaceae
Source: the annotation of a GenBank genome assembly
AUGCUUCCCAACCCAGCCAACCUCAUGAAGGGAAACGCCGAGAUUCCCGAAGUAGAACAAGUCGGAACAAUAACACUAGAAGAGCUCCACAAGUAUGACUGCAAGAAUCCCGAUCGAAGAAUGUUGAGUUUGUUUGGAAUCGUAUUUGAUGUGACCUCUUCCGAAAAGUCUUAUGGGAAAGAUGGGGCCUACAAGGAAUACGCUGGGCGCGAUAUCACGCUAGCAAUCGGUCUUAUGAAGACGGACGACCAAUGGUUGGAUCGAUUUGUGAAAAUGGAAAAAAAGUGGACCGACGAUGCCAAAGGCUGGGUGGAAUAUAUGGAAAGUAAAUACCCCAAGUGUGGAAAGCUGGACAAAUGGGACGAAGAUCAGGAAACGUGGCCUGAGUUGACAGAUGAGGAGAAGGAGGCCAUUAACAAAUGUAUAAUCAUGUAA